Messenger RNA from Sphenostylis stenocarpa, 846 nucleotides. The record is from the annotation of a GenBank genome assembly. Lineage: Eukaryota; Viridiplantae; Streptophyta; Magnoliopsida; Fabales; Fabaceae.
AUGGGAGGUGGUGGUUUCAAAGGAGCAGAUGGUGGUGGUAAAACCUUGGUAAUUGGUAAUUUCAGUGGGGCUAAAGAUAGUGGUUUAAAUCGGGAAGUUGGUAGUUUCACUGGAGCAGGUGUUGGAGUUGUGGGUAUGGAAUCGGGUAAUAUAACAGGAUCAGAUAUUGGAAAUCCAAUCACUGGAACUGGUGAUUCAACAGGAGCAAAUGUUGGAGAUAUAGCCUCAGGAACUGGUAAUUUCACAGGAGCAAGUGUUGGAGAUGUAAUCCUAGGAACCGGUAAUUUCACAGGAGCAGAUGUUGGGGAUGUAAUCUUAGGAACUGGCAACUUGACUGGAGCAGAUGUUGGAGAUGUAGCCUUGGGAACUGGCAAUUUGGCAGGAGCAGAUGUUGGAGAUGUAGCUUUGGGAACCGGUGAUUUUACAGGAGCAGAUUUUGGAGAUGUAGGCUUAGGAACCGGUGUUUUAGUAGGAGCAGAUGUGGGAGAUGUAGUCUUAGGAAGUGGUGAUUUAACAGGAGCAGAUGUUGGAGCUGUGGUUUUUGGAUGUGGUGAUUUAACAGGAGCAGAAGAAGGAGAUGUAGUAGCCUUAGGAACUGGUGAUUUAACAGGAGCAGAUGUCGGAGAUGUAGCCUUAGGAACUGGUGUCUUCACAGGAGCAGAUGAAGUUGGAGAUGCAACUUUAGGAACUGGUGAUUUAACAGGAGAAGUUGCAGGAGAUGUAGUCUUAGGAACUGGUGAUUUAACCGGAGCAGAUGAUGUUGGAGAUGCAACCUUAGGAAGUGGUGAUUUUACAGGAGCAGAAGAUUUUGGAGUUGCUGGUGCUGCAGCAGUUGCAGGUGGUUGA